Molecule: messenger RNA, 2871 nt
Organism: Fusarium odoratissimum NRRL 54006
Lineage: Eukaryota; Fungi; Ascomycota; Sordariomycetes; Hypocreales; Nectriaceae
Product: GTPase
Exons: 4
Coding region: 345-1598 (417 amino acids)
Cellular component (GO): cytoplasm
Molecular function (GO): ATP hydrolysis activity; GTP binding
Source: RefSeq, a predicted model, not a curated record
CACCGACCACAGAAACUUGACCCACUUCAGCCUCUUUUGGCCGAGAACUAAUUUUGCGCCGAGCAGCCUUCAUACGAUGAAACUGGAGUCACGUACGCUCAUUUCCUUCGUAUCAUAUCGACGGUAGAGUCUUUCCGCCCUUUUGAGAACAUAAAUAAGGAUCAAUCAGUACAUCAGUGUUCUGCCAUUAUUUUGUCAGAGACAAGUUCCACAUCUGUAGAUAUUGUCUUGGACUCCGACCACGAAAGCAAACCCUGGUCUUGUAUAUUAGGGCUGAAUCUAGCGACUUUGCCCUCAGUCGAGCCUCUAUCAAGUCCUUGGACUGAGCAAAACGCUUCUUCGUUAUGCCUCGCGAUCCCCUCAUCGGCCUCGUGGGAAAGCCCUCGGCUGGUAAGAGCUCUACGCUCAACAGCUUGACUGAUGCUUCGUCUAAAGUUGGCAAUUUCCCGUUCACCACAAUUGAUCCCCAGCGAGCAAUCGGCUAUCUUCAGAUCGAGUGUGCUUGUGCCCGGUAUAACGUAUCAGACAGAUGCAAACCCAAUUAUGGAGCUUGCGUUGAGGGCCGUCGUUCUGUACCUAUUGAGCUUCUUGACGUCGCUGGUCUCGUCCCCGGUGCUCACGAGGGCCGGGGCUUGGGGAACAAGUUUCUCGAUGACUUACGACAUGCUGAUGCUCUAAUUCAUGUUGUCGAUGCUUCGGGUACUGUCGAUGCUGAAGGAAAGGAGACAAGAGGGUAUGAUCCUUCCGUGGACAUUGCUUGGCUACGAAGCGAAAUCGUUGCUUGGGUUCUCGGCAAUCUCAUGCAACGAUGGGGAUCUAUUCGACGAAGGCACCAGGCUAUUAAGGCAACUGCUACAGAAACACUGCAAGCACAGUUCUCCGGUUACGGUGCAACAUCGACUAUUGUGAACCGUGCUCUUGAUCGCUGCGGCAUCAAGGAGCCCCUGGAGGAUUGGUCCAAUGAGACCGUAGAGCUGGUCGUCAAUGCCUUCAUUGAUGAGAAGUUUCCUACGGUCAUCGCACUAAACAAAAUCGAUCACCCAGACGCUGAUAAAAACAUCUCCAAAAUCGCCAAGCAGCAAGACCCUAAUACCAUCGUGUUAUGUUCAGCCAUCUCAGAAAUUUUCUUGCGAAAGAUGGCUAAACAGGGCUACAUCAAGUAUGUCGAAGGCAGCGAAUUUAUUGACACCAAGGAGGAUCUUAUAGAGCAAGGCGACCCGACUGGCGGUGGCCUCAAAGAUCUCGAUGAGAAAAAUCGUAAUCGAAUCGAGAAUCUCAAGGACAUGGUACUUUACCGCUUUGGAUCUACCGGUGUCGUUCAAGUCCUUUCGAAGGCCGCUGAGCUCCUUGGUCUCGUGCCCGUUUUCCCCGUCCGGAAUACUUCCACCUUCAGUUCUGGUGCAUCAGACUCCAAGUUUGUUUUCCGCGAUUGUGUUCUUGUCAAGAAAGGUAGCACGGUUGGUGAUGUGGCGCGCAAAGUGAUGGGAGAUGCACCUAUCGCCUUUGUCGAAGGGGCUGGAAAUAUUCGAGUAUCUGAAGACGAUUUUGUCGCUGUGGGCAAGAAUGAUGUUUUGUCGUUCAAGGUUGGCAGAGCUUGAACUACAAAUAUCGCUGGUUGAGAUAUUCUAGCUAUCAUUGCUGUCUUCAGAAUGCAUAUUUGUAGGGCAGGCGUUGGGAUUGUUGUUCUUAGAUCGGGGUAUGAAACGUCCGCACAGAAGUCCUUGGGCUGAUAUCGAAAGAGGAAACGAUAUGCUCGAUAUAACGCAUUCGGAAGAGAAAUUGAUUGAUAUCAUGUCACAUAAUUUGUCUCAUGUUAUCUUGUGUGCAAUACUGGGGUCUUGAGGGGCCGACAGCCAUGAAUCGCAAGCCUGCGAUGCGAGGUGAUUCACCUCCACCUGAAACCCGCGAGUGUAUCUCAUAUGGCAAAGACAAAGUUAUAUUCUGAAUACAAUGCCUUAAUGGGGGCGAGUGGGACUAAUCAUCUAUCUUCAGCGGCCAUUCCCUUGGCCUGUCACCCCAAAUAAGCUCUACUCCGUGCAUACCCGUCACUUUACGAAGCUUGUCUCCCCAUUCCCCAUGAAUUGUUCUCUGGUAAAUCCGUUGUAUGUGGGUAACCUUGAGUAUCGCUUCGAUCAUAAUGCACAACUCGCGAGCCUCAUAAUGGGACGAGUUGAUUUCAAGAAUCUCAAGGUUAGGGAAGCUGGCUAAAAAACUCGGCAAAUACAUCUCGUCGAUGGUCUUGGGGUAUGAGCGGAAUCUGAAUUCUGAAAGUCCGAUAGACCUGAUAGCCGGCUCUCCGCGCAGCCAGGCAUGAUCUUGAAUGUGUUUGGUACUGCCAGAUCCUUCGAGAACGCCUUGAGGAUCGAGGGGAAAGGCAAGAUCGAGAGUGUGGAGCUUAUGCGAAGUGAGGGUAUCACGAAGCACUUUUUGGAGUUUUAAUGGCGGUACCAUUGCUCGCCGGAGACGUAAUGAGCGGAGAUCUGAAUACUGACAGUUCUUAUCAUACCCAUCGGUGGCCAACAUCUCGGGCUCUCGAUUCAGUAUCUCGGACAACAUGAUCAAGCCAAGGGGCCCGUCAUCAUCAGGUCUCCAUCGAAAAUCAAAAUCAAUGUAUUGCAGCGUGCGGCCUCCACGUAGCGAAGUUAGUUGCUGGAUUGUUUGCGCAGUGUUCUGGUCAGAAUCGUUGGGUCCAUGUACUGUAACUGCUUUGAGUUCUGGCCAAAAUUCAUCCAGUUUAGCAUCUGCAGGAAGUUCCCCAGAAAGUUGAACGUCUUUCAGAUAUAGUUGCUGCAUGCGUGGCGUCUUUGACGCCAGAUGCCACUACACUCAGUCAGUUAGGCGCUCAAUUUUUCAGAGAAUAGAAUCACUCAC